Teleopsis dalmanni is the source of this 1465-nucleotide messenger RNA. RefSeq names its product 2-amino-3-ketobutyrate coenzyme A ligase, mitochondrial-like. The record is from RefSeq and is a predicted model, not a curated record. The coding region runs from base 77 to 1354 and encodes 425 amino acids. Gene Ontology annotation, biological process: L-threonine catabolic process; biosynthetic process. NCBI's taxonomy places the organism in Eukaryota, Metazoa, Arthropoda, Insecta, Diptera, Diopsidae. The transcript has 5 exons. Gene Ontology annotation, molecular function: pyridoxal phosphate binding; glycine C-acetyltransferase activity.
CUCAACUUUCAGUGCUGAGUGAAAAGUUGUCGCGGGUGUGUCGUGCAAAAUUUCUAUCUCGAUACUUUCAAAGAAAAUGCCAAUCUUUUCCAAAUUUGCGUUGCUAAGAGGCAGUGAACAUCUUAUCAGACAACAGGCGCGUGGCUAUUCGAGUGCGAAGCCGGCCAUUGCGCAAUUCUCGGAAAUAUUGAAUGAACAAAUCAAAUCAAUCAAAGAUGCUGGCACAUUUAAAAGGGAACGCGUAAUAACAUCUUCGCAGAGCACCGAGAUAACAGUCCAGGGCAGCGAUAAAAAAAUAUUAAAUUUCUGUGCAAAUAAUUACUUGGGCUUAGCCAAUAAUCCAGAAGUAGUCAAAUACACAAAAGAAAUAGUGGAUCAAUACGGCGCUGGAUUAAGUUCAGUGCGUUUCAUAUGUGGAACACAAGACAUUCACAAGAACUUAGAAAAAAAAAUUGCCAAAUUUCAUGGACGCCAAGAUGCUAUACUCUUCCCUUCUUGUUUCGAUGCCAAUGCAGGUCUCUUCGAGGCAAUUUUAACACCAGAAGAUGGUGUGUUCUCCGAUGAACUCAAUCAUGCUUCAAUCAUUGAUGGUAUUCGUUUAUGUAAAGCCAAGAAGCAACGGUAUAAGCACAGAGAUAUGGCAGAUCUGGAAGAGCAAUUAAAAACAAGCGAUGCUCGUCUCAAACUUAUCGUAACAGAUGGUGUUUUCUCUAUGGAUGGAAAUAUUGCUCCUUUACCACAAAUAUGUGAUCUAGCAGAUAAAUACAAUGCUCUUGUAUUCAUAGAUGAAUGUCAUGCAACAGGGUUCUUUGGACCUACUGGUCGUGGCACUGAAGAGUAUCACAACGUUAUGGGACGUAUUGAUAUUAUAAAUUCAACUUUAGGAAAAGCUAUGGGUGGUGCUUCUGGUGGUUAUACAACAGGUUCCAAGGAAUUAGUAACGUUAUUGCGUCAAAAAGCACGUCCAUAUCUAUUUUCGAAUACCUUAGCUCCAGCAACUGUUGCAACUGGUACUAAAGUUUUAGAUAUGUUGCUUGCAUCCGACGAACUUUCGAAGACCGUACAAUCAAACACUCAACGCUUUAGGGAAGGUAUGAAAAAAGUAGGUUUCACAAUUGCCGGGGAAAAUCAUCCAAUUUGUCCAGUGAUGUUGGGUGAUGCACGUUUGGCUUCAAUAUUUGCAGAUCAAAUGUUAACUCAUGGUAUUUAUGUGAUUGGCUUCAGUUUUCCAGUUGUUCCAAAAGGCAAGGCUAGAAUUCGUGUACAAAUUUCUGCUGCUCAUACCAAAGAUGAUAUUGAUCAUGCCAUAGCUGCCUUUACCGAAAUUGGGAGAUCGCUCAAAGUCAUCUCAUAAAACGUUGGCUUUUUAAUUAGUUUCGAUGUUUGAAUUUUAAUUAAAAUAUUCUUGAAAAAUAUCUUAUGCAUUUAUAAAAUUAAUUAUCAUUUAUUAAAAUAUUGGUUUACU